CCCACAGAUGCGAGGGAUGCGCUGAAGCCCGGCGCUGGGUGAUGCUGCUGACAGACCCCCGAGUCCCCACCCGGGGGGUCUCCGCAGCCAGGGCCUGACCCCACAGAGCCGUUUCAGCGUGCUCAGCCCGCGACCCCCCUUGCAAAGGGAUUGUCAAGACAGAGCAACCACAGGACGGGGGCUUCAAAAUGACCACACGGGCUUUGAUUCAUAGUGGUUUUGUUUUUUUUCUCUUCUACUUCUCUGGUUUUUAAUUACCUUUUUUCUUUUUUUUCUUUUUUUUAAAUACAUCCAACUGUGUUAAUUUCUUAUUUCUGGAAAGGGCUAUCUGCACCAUAACUAUCACCUUUUACAUACACACACGCACACACAAAAAAGGAAACAUAUAUUAAAAACACUUUUUAAGCAAUACUCUGGAUACAAAUGUAUUUUUUAACCUACAUAUAUUCUAAACCUUCUAAACUUUUAAGGAUCACUUUAUCAUAAAAUAAAAUAUCCUUUUUUCUUAUAAUAAAUUACCUAAUAAAAAGUAUUUUUAUUAGCCCAGUUCCUUGCUACAUUUACAUGUAAUAAAUGCAUUUAUUAAAAUAGAAUAUUAAAUUAUAAAGAAAUGUUCUAAUUUUAAAAUCUUAAGUCUUUUUUUCCCUCCUCUCUCUCUCUUUAAAAAACACCAGUAAAUGCAUCAAAAUAAACCCUUCAAAUACCAAAUAAACAGGUUGGAGCAUUUUGAUUUAAGAGGUUCACAAUAUUAACAGUCUGAGCCUUUGUAUGGAUGGAGAUUAUUUUUUUUUAAGAAAGAAAGAAAAGAGAAAAAAAUAAUAGAUAUCCCUCCAGCUGAAAAAUACUUUUGCAAAUGGGAGCUAGGACAAGAUAUUUUUAUAGUAUCUCCUCAUUAAAUAUAAAUCCAAUUUUGGUUCUUUUUUUUUUUCUUUUGUUAUGUAUUAUAAUACAUACUAUUCUCUAUAUAAUUUAUGUCGAUGAGGAUGACAUCACAGCAUGAUAUUACUUUAUCCCUCCGUUUCCCUUUGUUAGGUUUUGUCACCCUCUCCCCCGCAUCGUCCCUUCUCCAGGAGUCCCUGUCCCCGUCGCAGCAGCUCGCAAGCACCGGCCGAAGAUGCGGCAGGUUUCGGGGGACGUGGCAGAGCAGCGCAGGCAGCACCCCAAAACUCCCCUGCUCAGCACCCCGCCGCCACCCAUCCGCGCCCUGGCCAGGACCGGGGAGCCCCCGCUCCCACAGCUCUGCCCGGGAGGUCACCAUCACAAGGAAAGGUCGCAGGAUGAGUCCCAAAUUCAGCGAAGCACCGCAGCCCCCCCACUUUCUUGGUUUUAGCAAGUGCCGAAGCCGGCUGAGGUUUGGCAAAGCACGUCCGUACAUCCCGGCGGCGCACCCGGCACCGAAUUGGUCCCGGUUUUGGCCAGGUCUGCUCCAUUCCCCCACGGGUCUGCUGCUGCGCGGCCCCAGAAGCCCCCUGCUAACAGCUCAGCACCUUCCAAUGCGGCUCUGCUCCGAGACCCCUGGGUUUUUGGGGACCUGCCCUCCACCCCACUGCUUGUGCCCUCGACGGCCGUGCCACCCGCCUCGCAAAGCGCCCGGAUACAGCUCAGCCCUGUGGCAGGAUGAGUGCCUGGGGGGAGGCACAACACACUGCCACCCGGGCAUGGCAAGUCACAGGCGGGUCCUCAGCCGGCUGCCCACCCUGGCCUCACCAUCCCCACGGCAGAUGAAAACCCUCGGGGGAACAACCCGCUCCCCUGCCUGGCCAGCAGCACCCAGGGGAUACCAGCAGCACCCAGGGGAUACCAGCAGCACCCCUCGGCACUGGGCCACCCGCGAGGUGUGGAGGAUCCAUCCAUCCCAGGAUGGAGCAUCCUGAGGACCAGGCUCCCUGCGAGGCUUUUUGCUGCUCCUUAAACCAGAGGAAGGGAGAACCGGGCGGCUCGGCAAGACCCAGCACCGCGUGCC
Molecule: messenger RNA, 1963 nt
Organism: Falco peregrinus (peregrine falcon)
Lineage: Eukaryota; Metazoa; Chordata; Aves; Falconiformes; Falconidae
Exons: 1
Coding region: 972-1874 (300 amino acids)
Source: RefSeq, a predicted model, not a curated record